Lucilia cuprina (Australian sheep blowfly) is the source of this 1118-nucleotide messenger RNA. RefSeq lists its product as uncharacterized. The record is from RefSeq and is a predicted model, not a curated record. Bases 385 to 615 code for a protein of 76 amino acids. The transcript has 2 exons. Lineage: Eukaryota; Metazoa; Arthropoda; Insecta; Diptera; Calliphoridae.
GCAGCCUUUAGUAUAUAAAAAAUAAUAAUUUCGUGUUGUGAUAUAAAAACGUGUGCUUUAGAAAUCAUUCAGUCAAUUAUCAUUGUAAAACGAAACUGAAUACAACCAGAGAGAGAGACACAAUAGUCUCAUAUAUUAUAAAAAUAAAAUAUAUUUCAAAAACAAGCUGGAGUUAAAAAAAAUUAGCAAAAAAAAAACAAAAACAAAAUAAAAAAACAAUUUUACUUCCGUAUAUAAAGCAUUAACUAAAGAUUAUUUAAAAGAAAUACUGGAAAACAAAAUAAUCAAAAGUGAAAUUUAAUUAAAGUAUUGCAACAGAAAAAGAAAAACAUAAUCUGUAAAGUUUAGCCUUUAAAAUCAAAAACUUUUAAUACAAUUUAAAAAAUGUUGGCGAAAAUAUUUCAUUUGUUAGUGAUAUUUGUUUUUACUAUUAUCCUUUUGCUGCCAGUCGAUCAAUGUGGACCGGUGCCAAGAGUGAAUGAGCAAGAGAUGUUAAUGCCGAAAGUACCACAAUCGCAUUGUCUACGCUAUUUCAAACAUGAUGUAUUAAUGAGAAGACGUUGUCGUCAUAUACGUGUGCCCAUAAUGCCUAGAUUGGGUGAUCUGAAUAAUUAAGAUUACUACUGGUAGAAAUGUUUUUGUGCCAACUACUCUUGCUAUUUAAGUAUAAAUUAAGCUAAAGGCUUGAUAUAAAUAUUUAAUUUAAACAAUAUAUGUAUUUUAAUUAUAAACUAGUUAAAAUGACUGAUACCAAACAUACAUAAGUAGUUGAUUUUAGUAAUAAUUAUAAUUGAACAUUUGAUACAAUUUUUUGUAAAAUAACUUAUAUAUGCACUGUUCAUAAGUUUGUUUGAAGAAAAAAAAUUAUAAAAUUAACAAAAAUAAGAAAAUUUUUUUAAUUUUAAGCAAAAAAUGUUAAAAUAUUGCAGGAGGGGCCUUGUAACUGUUUAUUUAAUUUUUUUCUUUAAAAUCAUGGUCUCUUGUCCUGUUAUGUUUUAGUAUUUAUUUAACAAGCCAAAGUACUUUAUAGUUUUUAAGCUUUAUUUAAUCGUACUUUUUUAUUGAUUAAUUUUUUUUUAAUUUAAAAUUUAAAAAUAUUAAUAAAAUGUUUUUGUGAA